This is a messenger RNA of Musa acuminata AAA Group (dessert banana), 1585 nucleotides long. Its product is annotated as protein LURP-one-related 8-like. Lineage: Eukaryota; Viridiplantae; Streptophyta; Magnoliopsida; Zingiberales; Musaceae. The transcript has 3 exons. The record is from RefSeq and is a predicted model, not a curated record. Bases 125 to 784 code for a protein of 219 amino acids.
UCGAAGAAGCUGCAACGGCGACAGGUCAAAUUCCUCAUCUCGUGCUCGCUACGACGGCAGCCGUAAGUAUUAAAGCUGGUGUUAAGAACGGGUUUCACAGCAUCAAGAAAGUCCACCACCAUCGAUGGAGGCGACGAGAGGCGAGACGAAGAAGAAGGCAGUGGAGGAUAGGGCGGGGGAAGGGGAGACAAAGGGCGGGUGGCCGAGAGAGGUCUUCCCGGAGCUGUGCUCACCGGCACCCGUCCGGCUUACGGUCUGGUGCAAGUCACUCCUCUUCAACAGCCACGGGUACACCGUGUACGACGACGCCGACGGCCGGAUGGUCUUCCGGGUCGACAACUACGCCCACAACUGGAAGCAGGAGACGGUGCUCAUGGAUCGCGCCGGCCAUGUCCUGCUCACCAUCCGCCGCUGCCGCAAGAUCUUGAACUUGACAGAGAGUUGGGAGGCCUACAAAGGAGACAAGGAUGUCCAAAGAAUAGUGAGAGAGCAAAGACCGCUGUUCAAAGCCACAAAGGACUUGGGCAGCCCUAGUUGCACCAUAUCGAUGUUCCCCGAAGAUGGAGUGAAGCCUUUAGGCUAUCGCAUGAGCUGGUCUCGCGAGAAGGAAUGGUCCAAGAUCUAUCAGGCCGCCGCAAAUGCUCCUGUAGCUGAGAUUGGCAGAAAAUACGGUUCGAUGCCGAUGAAAUUACUGGACAAAGAUGUUUUAGCACUGAGAGUGCAGCCUGGGAUGGAUCAAGCUCUUGCGAUGGCAAUGAUUAUGAUCACAAAUUCAAUGAGGUAAUGGAGCCAGUGGAUCAUUAUGCGGUCAUACUCUUUCAAGUCGUAUGCCUGAGAUGGAUUAAGCAGGCAGGAGCAAUGUGUAUAGUUCAUAUUCUACAUGAGGAUGACUUCAUGAACGAAACAUUGUAGUUACAACAGUAAGGAAUUUGUGUUCAUUUGUUAGUGUUAUACGUACAUAUAUACUACACCUUCUUUCUGAACUUUUUUUCUUUUUUAUGAGGUUUUGGUAUACAAUCAAACUAUUUCAUGGCUUAUGAACUCUAAAAGAAUGUUUUCCUUCCCAAAACGAAAGUCGAGUACUGUAGCUUUUCUAGAGUAAGAUUUCCAUGGAUGCCUGCUCCAUGUGAACGCUUGGUUACCAUGCAUUCAUGGAAAGGGAGAGAUAUAUAUGAUUUUGAGAUGCCUGAGAGGAGUCGAUUGUCGACGGACCAAAAAAGGGUUCUUCAAAGGCGACUACUUGCUAUACAUAUAUAGAAGGUAUCGAGUGAGCUAAACACGAGAACGAAAGCUAAACGACAGACUUUCCAUGCACUCGUACAGUAUUGUCUGUAGUACAACAGUGAAAUGGAAUAGAUAGAGGAUUCAUGUAACAGCGAAUACAGUUUCUGAACAAGAAGCAAUAGCUUUUGGUGCUCUCUGCAUCAGCUGAUGGCCUCGCAUGGUUGAACAAGUCACGGGCAUGUUUUGGUUGCUCCUGCCUGAGAAGUAGCCAAAGAGUCGAUGAUACUUGCAAGUAACAGUUGUCAUGUGAGGAAAUAAACCGGCCCUCAAGAAGAAGUUGACAAGUGGAUUCUCAAGUCAA